AUGCUAAUCAAAGUGGUCCUCUUCGGACUACUGAUUGCUCAGUCACUGGGUAAAGAACCAGCCGGGCAGAAUCUCAUCGUAAUUUUGGUCGAUGGAUUCGGCGCUCAUCUUUUCAACAACACUCCCGUUGAAGCAACCAAAGGUAUCUUUUUCUUAACAAUCAGUUAGAAAAAUUUGCGUCGUUUAGAUGAAUUCAGAAAUGUUUUUCUUUCCGUUCCGAAAGCUUGUAAUUCGAAAAAUAUCCUUUUUAAAAAUAAUUGAUUUUUUCACACAAAAAUUAAAAUUAAAUCAGAAAAACUUCAUAUAUUCAAGAAAAAAAAGAAGUAGGGUAGAAUUUAUAGCUGUUGGGCAAAUUGGUAUUUUCUGUUUCCAGUUGACGACACCGUUAAAAAUCUAAGGAUCAGAGCAAAUUGUUUUCAGCACUGAGGGAAAUCGGAGAGAAAGGCGUUCAGGCCGACUACGUCACGCCAGUGUUCCCGACCCACACGUGGCCUCAGUGGAUGAGCUUGGCUACAGGUGCUGAAACUUUCCUUUUGUAGCAAUUCUGAACAUCCAGAGAAGAGAGCGAAAAAAGCUUCUUUAUUUCAGACUUCCAAAAUCCACAAAAUGCUGUGAAUUAAUCAUAAUAAAAAUUGGUUCUUUUACAAAAGCUUUGGGAGAAUUUCUGAAUUCAAGUCAGUUUGCAGAAGAAUCAUCAGUUUUGAAUAAACAUGUGUUGUGGGAAUAGAAUCUCACCAAACUCCUAUCGAAUAACGCGCUGAGCAUGUAAUUCAACGCGUUUUAAAUUCCCCAAACAUGAUGUCGUCUAGGUAUCCUGUGGGAGCAUAAUGCUGUAGCAAGAAACUUGAUAAAAUUUUUAAAAAAAUUCCAUUUCAUGAUUUUUUUUUUUUGAUAAACUUCUAGUCCCAACUGCAAGCGACGCUAAUACGGAAGACAAAUUUGAUCACGUUUCGAUAGAGGCAUGAAAAAAGCUAUGAUUUUUUGAAUAACAAUACUAAAUCUGAAAGUGCGUAAUUCUCAUGUAGUCGGACAGACGGCGGCACGUAACAAAUUGCCUGCAACGCAAUUUCCAAAGUCUGAGCAUUUGUUCGUCUGACAGAGAAGCUGAAAAAAACGACUGGAGAAACAUUGUUUUUUUCAGGUUUGUACACCGAAAACCAUGGUUUUACUGCUGACUAUAUGUGGGACCGCAAGAGCAAUCUGACCUUCGAAAGAGGAACAGGUCAGUCAGAACUCCUAAACACCUGAACAGAUCUUCAAACGAAUUAGUUUUGAAAGUUCACUUGAGAGAAAAUACUAAAAUGGUUCUGACUGAAAAAAUGGAUUAUUUACAAUUUUAUAAUUGAGCUUCACUUCAUGUGCACAUUUUAUCGAAUAAUAAAAAAAUUAGGGGCAAUACGCAAACUUUUUCACGGUUUUUUUAACUUUUAAAAAAAGCUAGAAGAUUUUUUUAAAAAGAGAAGAAGAUCUUUCUCUACAUGGUGCUACGACAAGAGCGAGUUUUUCCAUUUGCGAGGAGUACUGUAUGCGGCAAAGCGCAUUGCGUGCAUGCACUCUGCGUGUUUACACUUUUGUGGCGUGACGUCAUCGCGCCGUACAUCUGCGGGUUUUUUGCUUGCGGGUUUUUUUUCAAUGUUUUUUUCGGAAUUUUUUUUUUGAAUUUUUUUUCCGGUUUGGUUUUGAUUGUGCGAAUAUUUUCGAAACAAAAAGAAAACUUUUUUUUACCUCAUAAGAAGGCUCCUCUUUGUCCUCAAAAAAUCUUCGUGUUUUUCUCGUUCAGAUUUUGAAAUGAAAAAAAGUGAUGCAAUGAAUGAAAUUCAGGAUGGAAAGUGACAAUUAUGUUAACGACAUUGUUUUCGACUCAAUUUUGAAGCAACAAGAAAUCACAAAGGAAGUUUUGGCGAAAAAAGGUGUCCCUGCUCCUCUACCCUCAACACCGGUAUUGUACAAAAAUCCAAUUUUCGUAAAAUUUCUGACAAGUCCCUUCAAAUCUCUCAAUGUACAUUUAAAAAUAUCUUGCAGAUUUUCUGGGAAAAAUGACUUUUUGUUUGAUACGAUUUUUUUCUGUAAAAAAAUUGUUAUUUUUCUUAUUUUUCUUAUUUUUUUGAUAUAACUUAUUUCAAUUACUGGUAUUUGUUAUGAUGCAAUUGUUUGAUAUUUUUCCUUUUUGAAAUGUCAAUAUUAGCUUACUUCUUUUUUUUUCCAUAUUUGUGGAGUUGACCUAAUAGCUAUCUAUAAAGAAACAUUUUCCUAAGCUGCCCCCUUGACAAACAGAGUUUUCAUCAAUUAAAAAAAGUUUUCUUUUUGUUUCGAAAAAUAAAUAAGCCGGAAAAAAAAUUCAAAAAAAAAAUCCGAAAAAAAAACCCGCAAGCAAAAAACCCGCAGAUGUACGGCGCGAUGACGUCACGCCACAAAAGUGUAAACACGCAGAGUGCAUGCACGCAAUGCGCUUUGCCGCAUACAGUACUGCUCGCAAAUGGAAAACUCGCUCUUGUCGUAGCACCCUCUACAUAUCCUUGACAGGUUUAUUGUUACUCUAAAGCCUUCAGUAAAAUUUUUUGUGACCAGAUUUCUUUAAGACUAUAUUAUAAUAUUUUGAAUGGGACCAGCCAUGCUCAAAUCAGACACUUUUGUAGUGUUUCGCAUAACAAAGAAAAACAGAUUCCAUGUUGAAACGGUCGUUGCAGGACCAAAUGACACCGACGAGAAAUGGUGGCUGGACGCAAAAGCUCCAUUCUGGUACACGGCGGCGAAAGCUGGAGUCGAUUUGUCAUGCUUUUGGUUCGCUCAUUGCCAUGUCAGUUACUUUUUCUUUCCUUUAGCUCAAUCAUCUUUGUAGUUGCCUUAUUAUGACGUCAUCGCAUUGGUGGAAGAGCAGUACAGAGCUGAUCUCGACAUCCCAGAACAAACCGAUUCCAUCCGUUCCAUUUUCCCGAAAAUCGUCAAUCGGAUCACCAAGUACCAGUCCUACAAACAACAGGUCUUUCAUAAGUCUUAAACGAUUAUAGUAGCAAGGGAAAAGAACAUCUGUUUGGUGUUUCUUUGCUAGAUUUUCAGGUUUUUAAGAAAAUCGAACAAAAAAUGGAAUUAAAAGGAAAUUAAGUUCAAAAAAUAAAUGAUAAUUAAUGAUAAAUGUCUUCUUAUAUGUCCCCUAAAAUUAUCUCAUAUCACGGCGGAGCUUUUGGAUGAAACUAAAUGAAACUAAAAUUAGGAAAUGCAGUUUUUUCCCGUUGAAUGUGAUUCUAUGCUAAAAAUAUGUCAGAAAGUCUGAAUCUGAUCUGACUUUUUUUUAGAUGUCUUAACACUUUGAUGCAGAUUCCAAAUAAAAAUUCAAAAAAAUCUACUGGGUAUAAGAUUUCCCGUCCAAAAUAAAAUUGAUUCAUGUUUAGUUAAAUUUAAUUGCUUCCUUUUGCAGAAACAAGAAUAUUUCUUUACCUUUUAAUUCAAAAGCUUUUCAGAUGUUCCUUUUGCGAUAUGCCAAGAUUGGAGAAGCGCAAAAGAAUAACCCAGUGAACUCGGCUGAAAUCACAAACGCUAUCAAAGAUUUCGAUGCAGUGGUGGCCGAUUUGACCGUAAGCAAUUUCAUUCCUGCUCAUUUCGAGUUUCAACUUUUGAAGAAAACCUUGGAAGAGAAAGAUUUGUUCACUUCCACCAAUGUGGUUAUUCUUUCCGACCACGGUUACGCUCCUUUGGCGAAAGAGGAGCAAUUCUUCCUGGAACAGUGCUUGCCGGACUUCUCACUGGUUUAAAAGUUCUUUGAUCGCCCUUCUUAUUUCUUCUUCAGGUCAAAAAAGUGGUCAACGCUCAUUCUGUCGUCAUGGUGUUCACGGAGCCUGAAGAUGAGGGAACGGUGAGUUUAUUCUAAAUAUUGUAUCCUGCAGUAAAGUGAAAACUUAAGGUUCACUACGAAUUCAGCGUUUGCGAGCUGUGGUCCCCUAUGGGAGAUUAUGAUGAGAACGACGCGCCGUUUGUCAAAACCUACAAAGUUUGUUUUUUUUUCCCUUCAGUUUGUUAGCUAGCAAACUUUUGCAGAUGUCCGAGCUACCAGAAGAGCUUCAUUGGAAGAAUUCGAGAUUCAUGAGCGGUGUGGUCCUCAUCACCAAGCCGGGAACCAGCGUUGUUACGGUAAGUAAUCGGAAAAGUGAUAGAAAGACGUUCAUAUUUUGUCAGUCUUAUCGAUAGAUGACACUAAUUUUUGUCGCGUAAUCAGACGAUAAACAUAUCAAGUGUUUGAUUAUGAAAUCGAAAUUUUUGACCGUAACUUGUUCAAGUUUCAUUGUUGAAAAAAAAGCUUAUGAUAUCCGGAAAGUUGUGCUCUCGGAAACAGCUCACAAACGGCCUAAAGGUCCUUUUUCCCACUCUUAAAACUUGUAGAAAGAACUGCCGACGGUUCCGAACGCUGGGGAUCCGUCGAUCGACGCUCGCCAGACGUCGGGAUGGGAGCCAAGUCACGAGGAGAUGCGUGGAAUCUUCUUCGCACGCGGAUCUGGUGCGUUGCGUUAUCUGAUCUCGUAAGACUGUCUUUUGCAGCUUUUCGUGUCAACGAGCGUUUCGGUCCUAUUGAAAUCGUCGAUGUCUAUCAGGUAAGCCUGGUUUUUGAAAAAGAGGUCGACAAGAUGGUGAGGAGAAAGUGUCUGGCUGAAAAGAUUUUUACGCUGAUUAUAAUCAAUCUGACAAUAGUAAGAGAAGAACAACUCCGAGUUGCAAACAGAGCAGUUUUACAAAUCCUUAACUCUGAAAAGUAGCGAAAUUAAAGAUUGAAAUUUUUUGAAGGAUUAAAAUUCCUUAGCAUUUGACAAUACCAAAAUGAAAUUAGAUUCCUUCUUGGAUUAUUGAGAAAAAAAAUUGCUCAAGCUUCUUAGAAUCGCUUGAUGUGAUCCUAUUUUUGCAUCAAGCAACUUUCUAUUGCUAUUCAAUCGAAGAGUAAUUUACCCUGACUGAAAACCUUUUUUUUUCCCUCAUUUUUUUGUACUUUCUAAUCACAGAUUUAUCUAUCCUUUUAGAUGCUGCUGAACAUUCUGAGCAUUGAGCCGGCCCAUCCACACAAUGGGAGCUGGUCGAACGUCGAAGGGAUGCUGACGGAAGACUGGGAAAAAAGAGGCCCAGAAAAUGGCAUUUUCUUCGAAAUCUCAUACAUUCUCAUUUUCUCCAUACUUUUCUUCCUCAUUCUGCAGUAA
This is a messenger RNA of Caenorhabditis auriculariae, 5177 nucleotides long. Lineage: Eukaryota; Metazoa; Nematoda; Chromadorea; Rhabditida; Rhabditidae. The record is from the annotation of a GenBank genome assembly.